Messenger RNA from Phalaenopsis equestris, 2444 nucleotides. RefSeq lists its product as uncharacterized. The transcript has 9 exons. Bases 230 to 2173 code for a protein of 647 amino acids. Gene Ontology annotation, biological process: lipid catabolic process. The record is from RefSeq and is a predicted model, not a curated record. NCBI's taxonomy places the organism in Eukaryota, Viridiplantae, Streptophyta, Magnoliopsida, Asparagales, Orchidaceae.
GACGUCUUGAGAGAGAGAAUGGUAGAAAUGUAUUGUCGGCCACUGAAAUUCGUCCUGUCCUGAAAGUUUCCAUAAUGUACGCGGAUGGAAUGGCUCGCACGGCGCCUUCUGCUUCUCCGCGAAAAGACUGGUUUGAUCUGCGGAUGCAAGCGAAAUUGUGCUCCGGGAUUCAGUAUCAGAAAGUUUAUGUGCUUUGUUGUUUGGAUUCAUCAACGGAAGAUUGAAAACAAUGGCUACGGCAACAAUGGCCACCGCUGCAGGUGCGGCGGCUCUACUUUACUACACGCUGAACAAAAGAUUACAGGCAGAAAAAUCUCGGGAUCAUAAAGAGGGCGAAGAUAGUGAUGAUGGAUCUAGGAAUGCUCCUGAUGUGAACAGGAUUUCUCGGAGGCCGGUGCAAGCACCAGCUACGUGGAUGGAAACAAUAUCGACCUUGUCUGAGACCUUGAGGUUUACUUACUCUGAGACUCUGGGGAAAUGGCCGAUUGGAGAUUUAGCUUUUGGGAUCAAUUUUCUUCUCAAGAGGCAGGGAAAUUUAGAUGUUUCUAGUAUAUACGCUGGAGAUAAUAGUGUACAACUUAAAGGACCAAAAAUCACUGCUGAGCUAACAUAUCUCUUAAAUUUGUUAACACUUUGUUGGCAUUUUUCGAAGAAGCCAUUCCCGUUAUUUCUAGAGGCAACAGGUUACUCUCGCGAAGAUGUUCUACUCCAGGAACCAAAAGCAGGGAUUUUGAAGCCAGCUUUCACAAUUUUAACUGACAGGGACACUAAGAGCAUACUUCUACUCAUUCGUGGAACGCAUAGCAUAAGGGAUACUUUGACGGCUGCAACAGGGGCUAUUGUACCAUUUCAUCAUACUCUUGUACAUAAAGGUGGUGUUAGUGAUUUAGUUCUUGGUUAUGCACACUGUGGAAUGGUUGCGGCUGCUCGAUGGAUUGCGAAGAUAGCAAAUCCAUGUCUUACAAAAGCAUUGCAUGAUUAUCCAGAUUACCAGCUAAGGGUUGUCGGCCACUCACUCGGUGGAGGAACUGCAGCACUCCUGACAUAUAUUUUACGCGAGCAUCAGGAAUUUGCAACUGCUUCUUGUGUUUCUUUUGCUCCAGCUGCAUGUAUGAGCUGGGACUUGGCAGAGUCGGGUACACACUUCGUUACGUCAGUUAUUAAUGGAGCUGACUUGGUUCCUACGUUCUCGGCAGCUUCAGUGGAUGACUUGCGUUCUGAGGUCACUGCAUCAGCAUGGCUAAAUGAUCUAAGAAGUCAAAUAGAGCAAACAAGAAUAUUGAGUACGGUCUAUCGCUCUGCUUCUGCUCUCGGCUCUCGAAUAUCAUCAAUUGCUAAUGCUAGAGCAAGAGUAGCUGGUGCCGGUUCAAUUCUUCGUCCUGUUUCGAAUGGAACUCAGGUCGUGAUGAAGAGAGCUCGUAAUGUGGCCCAGGCUGCUUGGACUAGUCAAUCCCUACGAAUAACCUCAUGGUCGUGUAUGGGUCCCCGUCGCCGGCAGAGCGCCACCAUGUCCGUCUCCACCUCAAGACUAGAUGAACCUGGGACCAACUCCACCACAGCAGCUGAGACAGUGGAUCCUUGUCUGACCUCAAACAAUACCUUCAUGGAGACGAGAACCGAGAUAAUGACAGCCCAAAUUGACGAUGCUGUUGAGGCUGAGAUUGACGAGGACGACCUCAUAGGCCUCGCACGGAAUGAGGAAGAUAGCAUGACCGAGGCCGAGCUUUGGCAACAGCUCGAGAGCGAGAUCUACAGAGGAAGUGUGGGUGAGGAGGCUGACGUCGUGAGGGAGAUAAGGGAAGAAGAAGUCGCUGCCGUUGCGGAGGUGGCGGAGGCAAGCGAAUCAGAUAGCUUACUUCCCGUAGUUACAACCGAAGUCCAUCGAUUCUUUCCUCCGGGGAGAAUAAUUCACAUCGUGACGUUUAAUCCAAAUGAUAGAUCACCUGAGGAGGAGGUAGGCGACACUGUUGAUUAUGAAUUUCGAGAGGAGAAGGCAAAUAUUAGGGUUUUUGAGACCCCGAGAUCACUCUAUGGAAAGUUAAGGCUUUCGCAGGCAAUGAUAAAUGAUCACUAUAUGCCAAUAUAUAGGAGGAAUAUGGAGAGGUUAAUUAAUGAGCUUGUGAAGGAAGAAGAUUCACAAGAGGAAUCUCAUUACAAGGAUAGAUCUUUAUAGAGAAGAAAAUUGCUUCAUUAGUUAUAAAAUAGGCAAGCAGAUUGCUCCAUUAACUAAAAAAUAGGGCUUUGAUGUAGAUUUGUGCAUGUAUAAAUAUGUUGCUUUACAUGAUGUUCUGUGUCUGAUGGUUUCCUUCUAUUAUUACUAUUAUUAUUUUUUUUUAACUUUUGCUUGUAAUACUGUAUAUUCAUGGGAACUGAUGGGCUGACAAAUUUUAAUUAGCACUGCCUGAGAAUGAAAUAUAUGAAAUCUGGCAUGGAUUCUUCAAUCA